UCCUCUGCGCGCUCUCCGCCGACAACUUGGCAUUACAGUCACAGUGCCGCGCGAAACGCCUCGUCAAAUACCUGUCGCCGCACGAUCAGUACGACUUGGACGCUCGCAUUGGAUGCCGCACAUCCGAGCGCACGGUCCGCUGCCAUCGCAUCGAGCUCCGCGAUCGAGGGACCCGAGUGAGCCCGCACCAAAGCUCACUCCGGCGAAAGGUCACUCUUACGCGUAGCCGCGGGCAGGCGGGGCCACCAGAAUGGCGGGAGCGGCGGAGCCGUCCGGUUGUCUCAUUCAGCUGCGGGGCCGAUAUGGAGGAGGGGCAGGAAAGGGGAGAGGCAAGAAGAGGGGGGGGGAGGAUCAGGGGUGGAGGGGGGGGGAGAUGCGGGCGAGCAGCGCCAGCGCGCGGCCGCGCUCAGAGGCGGGGCCGCCCCAGGAGCGGCCGCGCCGAGCUGCCGAGCUGCAGCAGCGAGUAGUCCGCCCCCGCCAGCACGGCCUUGGCCUUGCCCAGGGCGUCGAUCUGGCGGCCCGCAUGUCCUUGCGCACGUCGUAAU
Messenger RNA from Prorocentrum cordatum, 545 nucleotides. NCBI's taxonomy places the organism in Eukaryota, Dinophyceae, Prorocentrales, Prorocentraceae. The record is from the annotation of a GenBank genome assembly.